This is a messenger RNA of Pundamilia nyererei, 2613 nucleotides long. It is a transcript of the gene nol11, whose product is annotated as nucleolar protein 11. The coding region runs from base 56 to 2215 and encodes 719 amino acids. Gene Ontology annotation, biological process: maturation of SSU-rRNA. Gene Ontology annotation, molecular function: RNA binding. Lineage: Eukaryota; Metazoa; Chordata; Actinopteri; Cichliformes; Cichlidae. Gene Ontology annotation, cellular component: nucleolus; nucleus. The record is from RefSeq and is a predicted model, not a curated record. The transcript is spliced from 18 exons.
GGUGCGUCAGUUCAUCUGUAUUCUCGCGAGAUCCAACGAGUUCUUCUCGUCCAGCAUGGCAGCGCUGUAUGAAGGAUACACGUUGUGUGGGCUUGUUCCAGAUCAAAAUCUGUCAAGUUCAGGCAUUCAAGGGAUCGAAGAGGAGAGAGAUCGCGAUCAUGUCGUGGUCACGGAUUCAACCAGAUCAGUGACUCUGUACAAGGUGUCAGACCAGAAGCCGCUGGGGAGCUGGACAGUGAAACAAGGACAAAAACUGACGUGCCCGGCAGUCUUCAACUCACAAACCAAUGAAUAUGUGGCAGUAACAGACAACAAGGUGAUAAGAAUUUGGAAGGAAGAUGACAUACUAUUGGACAAAGCCUUCAAAGCAACAGUUUCUUCAGAUGUCUGGAAGGUUCACUGUACACAUGGAGGGGAGCCUGUGGUCUUGUUUCAGAGAGGAGCUGUGAGACUGCUGGACUCUCUCCUUGCUGCUCCGCAGCAGCCCAUAGAGGAGGUGCUAGCUCAAGAAGAAGCCAUCAGGUGGAGCACCAUCAUAGUGGCAGAGACCCAGCAGUUUAUCAUCAUCACAACUGAACAGAAAGGAGAGCAUUUUCUCUACUUGCAGAGACUGAACCCUAACUCUGUACAGAGGUACCGGCUUGAGAGAGAAGAACCUGGUCUCUCCCCGCUGAGCUUCUCUGCCACUUACAGGGAUAAGCACAUCUGCCUCCUUUAUCUCUACCCUAAUGGUCACGUGUACCAGAGUGUGCUCUCCGUGCGGGGCCUCGGGACUGAAGAGGGGGUCCAGGCCUUACCCCUGCCCCGUAGCCUGCUGCUGGGUCUUCCUGUUGGUGAUGGCCAGCUGGAGGCAGCGUCGGCCAUGGCUCUGGAUGAAGCCCAUGUAGCUGUUGUUGGGGUUCCACAUCCCUCUGCUGGAGGUGGUAAAGACUUUCUUUGCAUCUGGAAUACCAACUUUCAGACGCUUCAGGCUGGAAAAGAGAUGGCUGGAAAGAUCUACGGACAGCUUUGGAGUUAUUCCAACAAGGUAUUUAUUCCACAUGGGAAAACUCUCUCCAUUAUACCCUUCGAGUGCCCCAAAUCUUCUCUUGCCUCUGCCCUGGGAAAAUUAAAACAUACAAAGAUUGAAGAGUCGAAGACUCCGAAUUCUGUGCCGUCUUGGAAUAACAUUCUUCACGGUGAAAAAGCUCAGCCCUCAAAAUCUGCAGAAACGAGGAGGACGAGAACGACCCGUAAGUCCCAGUCAACAACUAAUUUAACAACUGACCAAGUAUUAGAGCUCAUCAAGACAGCACCAGUGGAAGAGAUCCAGAAAGAGGUGGAGGGGUUCCUGACCAGGGCAGAGUUCCAGGACCUGCAGCCCUCAGUGGGACAGCUUGCAUUAACCCUCGUGUCCCGGAGUCUUGCCGAUCCAGCCUUUUACUCUUCUAGCACGCUGGCACAGCUGGUUCACACUCGGUGCCUUUGCCACAGUGUGUGUCCUGACCUUGUGCUUCUGGCCCUUGAGAAGAAGGAUUACUUCCUGUGUCAGCUCUGCUUGCAGUUCUUCCCUGACAUUCCUGAAGCUGUUACCUGUGCCUGCCUGAAGGCAUUCAUCAGUAUACCAGAUGUUGAUGCAGAGAAGAUGAGCCUGGAGCCUGACAGCGUCGAGUUUAUGGAAAACCUAAUCACGAGGGAUCGUGCAGAGGCUGGCUUGCAGAAUGGUUUUAGCCCCACUUCGUCAGUCGUCAAUGACCGUCAGACCAGAGCUGAAGACGUGAAGAAGGCCUCAGCUCCUUCACAACUCAGUUGUCCAGUGGGAUUACACAAGGCUGUUCUAAUAAAUGAGAUCUUGCAGACACCGUACAGUGACACCUUUCUCCUCCCACACCUAAAAGAUCUUUCCUCUCAACAUGUCAUGCUUUUCCUCCAGUACCUGCAAUUUCUAUACCUAAAAUAUUCCCAGGAUGCUUUCCCACAGAUGGAGGGAUUUAGAUCACCAAGUCUGAGUCAGAUCAUGGAUUGGGUGUGUUUGCUGUUGGAUGCUCAUUUUACGGUGCUAGUAAUGACUCCAGAAGCUAAAGGCUUGCUGCUGAACCUCCACAGCUUUGUUAAAUCUCAGGUGAGACUGGUUUCUGAGCUUGGAAAAAUUGAGGGAAGCCUUCAAGAACUCCGUAAAAUGAAGGCGAAGGAGAGCAUCGGACAGUACUCCAUUGAAAUCAUUGAGCUGUUUUAGAAUGUGUACAAAAUAAUUUUAAUCAAUUAUAACACCAUCUUCUUCCAAACUUUUAGAUAAAAUGAUUUCACGGUUAUUAUUCUUGAGUGCUUUUUUUUUUUUUGCCACAGACGUUUGCUAUCCAGAUGUGUAGGCCUUGAAAAAGUUGCGGCUCUCUUUUAACCAUGUUUUAAACUUGUUUAAGUCGUCAAAAUAUUUGACAAUUCGCUUAAUUUCUGGUUUUGUAAAAGUUUAAUGCAGAAGCCACCUCAUGCAACAGUAUGGUGUGAGAUUGUAAUGUUAAUAUUGGGGCUUUGCCUUUAGAACUGUGAGAGUUGAUGACUUAUUUUUGUAUGUGUCAUUACACAGCUGAAAACUGUUGUGAAAACCUUUUAUGUUUAAUAUUAAAAAAGAUGAUG